CCGGGAGGGCCUCUGGGGCUGAAGGCACCGGAGCUCGGAGUCCCAGUGAUCCCUCAGGCAGCAAAAGCCGCCAAGCUGGAGCUGCACAAGGACUUGAGUGGGGCCGGGGCUGCCGAGCAGCGGCUCCUCCGAGCGGAGGCCGCUGACAGAAAGAGCCCUUAGCGGUGGUGGUCUCCCGGAGGUCGAGUGGCCGGGCUGGGAGCCUGCUGCGCUGGUUCACCACUGUGAUCCUGUCUCUGGCCUUCCUGGGGAUGGCAAUUGUAAACAGGGGAAACAAGAGGCCUGCUGGCCUGUGGGAAUCCAUCAGGACUUACCUAGCUGGACCCCAGCUCCCCAGCCCUGCCUUGUCCUGUGGCUGGCUGAGACUCAGGGUCACCUCUGGAAUAAGCGCUUCUAUACUGGGACCCACAUUUCAAGAUCUGGCCACUAAUGUGAAUUGCAAUAUCAGCAGUCUUUCUGAAAUAUUUGUGGGUUGUGCUUUAGGAUAUUUGUGUGGCUCUGUGAUUGGAGGAGUUCUUUUUGACUGUAUGAAUUAUUUCUUACUUUUGGGGCUAUCAAUGUGGGCCAUCAUCGUGAGUUCUUAUCUUAUUCCAUUUUGCAAGACUGUAGUGGUGCUAAAAGUGAUGAUGUCUGCCAUUGGUGUCUCUUUUGGGGUUCUAGAUACAGCCUUGGCAAUCUUCUUUGCAGCAUGUUUGCGACCUGCCACCAUGAUUGUGCUGAGCAACCUUGGCAGCCUGGCCUCCAGUUUGUUUCUGGUGCUUUUUGACAAGAGCCCCCUUUGUCUGUGGAUAGCAACCUCCGUGUAUGGGGCCUCCAUGGCCACCACGUUUCCCAGUGGUGUUUCUUGGAUUGAACAGUACACCACCAUCAGUGGCAAGUCUGCUGCAUUUAUUUUGAUUGGUGCUGCCUUGGGACUAAUGGCUACUCCUGCAUUAACUGGAAUUCUUCAAGGACAAUAUCCAGAUUUACCAGUAGUUCUAUAUGCCUGUUUUGGGUCUGCAAUAUUCACUGCUAUUUUAUUUCCUAUGAUGUAUAAGGUAGCUACCUUGCCUCUUGGAAAAGAAAACAGAAAAGGUGAGUAUUCUGGACUAUGAAGACAAGAAUGAAAAGUAUGAUUCAGAAAAACAAAAUGAAAUUGGUUUGUUCUCUCCCUCCCUCCCUCCCUGCCUGCCUUCUUUCCUUCCUUCCUUUCUUCCUUCCUUCCUUCCUCUCUCCUUCUCUCCCUCCCUUCCUCCUUCUCUUUCUCCCUCCUUUCAUCUCUUCUUUCUUUCUCUGUACUGGAUUGGAUCCAAUGAUUCCAGAAAUCCUCUACUUAAUCUAAAACUUCAGCUAGGAAAUGGAUUUUGAACUGGUUGAAAUGAAUGGUACAAUGAGGCCUUAUGUAAUAUAGACAUCUAGUAAUACAUUGAUGGAGCCCACAGUGAGAUUUCAAACCAGUUAGUUCCUCUCUAAUGCAUUGAUGACUGAGUCCAUUGCAGUUCAUGCUGGCCAUCUUCCAUGAAGCUCCA
This is a messenger RNA of Perognathus longimembris pacificus (Pacific pocket mouse), 1508 nucleotides long. RefSeq names its product sodium-dependent glucose transporter 1-like. NCBI's taxonomy places the organism in Eukaryota, Metazoa, Chordata, Mammalia, Rodentia, Heteromyidae. Bases 252 to 1094 code for a protein of 280 amino acids. The record is from RefSeq and is a predicted model, not a curated record. The transcript has 6 exons.